Messenger RNA from Biomphalaria glabrata, 5795 nucleotides. Its product is annotated as deoxyhypusine synthase-like. The coding region runs from base 186 to 1442 and encodes 418 amino acids. NCBI's taxonomy places the organism in Eukaryota, Metazoa, Mollusca, Gastropoda, Planorbidae. The record is from RefSeq and is a predicted model, not a curated record. Gene Ontology annotation, cellular component: cytoplasm. Gene Ontology annotation, molecular function: deoxyhypusine synthase activity. The transcript is spliced from 8 exons. Gene Ontology annotation, biological process: peptidyl-hypusine biosynthetic process.
AGUGAGGAGGAAAUGACGACUAGAAAUAAUAAUAAUAAUAACAGCCAAAGAGAAGCGGGUGGCUUCCCAAAAAAAUGUACACUAUAAAAAGAGACGUUGUUUUCAUCAUUCGGACGUGUCAACUAGAAGUAGUUUUGUAGAGGCAUUCGAAAAAAUAUUAAAUUUGACACGCAAAGGGAGAUAAAAUGGGAACUUUGUCUCAACCAAUCAAUGAAAUUAGCCAGGAUAAUGGCUUGCAUGUAUCGGGAAGAGAUGCCAGAUCUGAACUGGAUUCAUCUAGAUCUCGAGAUGUAAACAGAAGUGGCAACAAGACGAUAAUCACAUCACGCAACCAUGUGCACGUGCACCACUUAGUACGAGGGGCCCUGGAACAAGCAUUGAAAGAGAGUGACCCAGUAGAAGACGGCACUCCGACAGUAGCAGGCUACGAUUUCAACCAAGGUGUCAACUACACAAAACUCUUCCAAACUCUACCGACCAUGGGCUUUCAGGCUUCACACCUCGGGCAGGCGAUCGAGGCUAUGAACGCCAUGAUAGACUGCCGGAUGAAACCAGUCCCAGCAGCUGAGGCGGAGCAGACAACUCUGCCUUGUGGCCGCCGCCGUACCAACUGUACCAUAAUGUUGGGUUACACGUCCAACAUGGUUUCCUCAGGCAACAGGGAGAUAAUCCGGUAUUUGGCCCAGCAUAACAUGAUUGACUGUAUCGUCAGUACCGCUGGUGGAAUAGAGGAGGAUUUUAUGAAAUGUUUCAGCUCUUUUUACAUGGGAGAUUUCAAACUGAAAGGCGCCGAGCUCUUUGAAAAGAGCCAUAACCGAACUGGAAACCUACUUGUGCCUAACACAACCUACUGCAAGUUUCAUUCUUGGCUGAAUCCUAUUCUUGACACCAUGGUGGAAGAACAGAAACAAGGUGCUGAAUGGACACCAUCGAAACUAAUUUGGAGAAUGGGAAAAGAAAUCAAUAAUCCAGAAUCAAUCUACUACUGGGCUUACAAAAACCAGAUUCCAGUUUUCUCCCCAGCAAUCACAGAUGGUGCUAUUGGUGAUGUUCUUUUCUUCCACAGACAUCUACACCCAGGAAACAGUAUAAAGCUGGAUAUAGUGGCAGAUGUUCAAACCAUCAAUGACUUGGCUUUAUUUUCUGUGAAUACUGGGGUUCUAAUCCUUGGGGGAGGGGUGAUUAAACACCACAUUCUCAACGCAAACAUUUUUAGGUAUGGGACAGACUACUGUGUUUACGUGAACACAGGCAAUGAAUUUGAUGGAAGUGAUGCUGGGGCAAGUCCAGAGGAGGCAAUCUCAUGGGGCAAAAUAAAGUUGACAUGCAAGCCUGUUAAGGUUUAUGCUGAAGCAACAGUAAUUCUUCCCAUCCUGGUUGGUGAGACCUUUGCCAAACGACAGGCUGAGUUUACUGCCUUCAACUCUUGUCAUUCAUUUUAAUGUUUUCAUAUAUUUAUUAUGUUGUGAUAUCAGACUUUUAGAAUAUAAAUACAGUUAAGUGUUUCUGGGUUGUUGUUUUUUUCGUAGACUCUUCCUACGUUCUAUCUGGAAAACUGAGGAUACUUUCUAGAUCUUAAAAAAAAUUGAUCAAAUAAUGUUAUAAAGAGAGUAAGGUAAAGUUCCCCUUUCAGACCUUGUGAUUUAUAGGGCAGAUGAUGUAAAGAUCAUCUAUUUAUGGCCAAUGGUUAACGAGGAUAUCUAAUUAGAGUUGGGAGGACUCACAGGCACCCUAAACAUUCUGGAAUUCAAAUUCCUAGUCUCUAUCAUAAUUCAAACCCAAGACACCUUGAUUAGGAAGCCAAGUGCUUUAACACUCAGCAACAAUGCCCCUAAAGUUUAAAAAAACUCAAAAAUGGAUAUUGAACUAAUGUUUUUGACACUAUCUACUCUAUGUAACAACAUUAGACCAGCGGGCAUUAAACAAUGUUAUACCAUUCAAUAAAUUACUCAGAAAAAAUUAAAGUCCUCAAAAAUAUAAAAACAAGUGUAGGCCCUAUUUGAAUAUGUAGCAAUAAAUGUAAAUUGUAUAUAUUUGAGUAAUUUUAUUUAUUUAUUAUUAUUUUUUUUUAUUUCUGGUUAUAAAGAUUUUUCUAGAUUCUGAUUCUUUGCUAUACAAACUAUAUGCAAAUAUGUUGAUGUUUCGAUCUCAUAAUCUGAAUAAAAAUUUUAUUUCUGCGCUCUGUAAAUAAAAUUAUUUUAAUUUUAAAAUGUAAAUUGAGCCGACAAGACUUCACUACUCUGAUAAUGAAAGCCUUUACAUUUUAUAAACAUGUAAGUGGUAAUGUUUAAAAAUGUAUAAUAACAUAGCAUAUGUAUAACAGUGGUGAUAUUUAUGUGAUUUCAAUUUUGUAUAUUAUAUUUCAUUAUGUUACCAUCAAGUUUACAAACUAAUUAUCCUUAUUAGAUUCUGUGCCUUUGUGAUAUAUAUUAUCUGCUUAAUCUGGGCAAAUUGAAUAUAAUUUAAAAUGUCUUUUUCUGAUUAUAACUAAAACUGUUUUGUGAUUCAUUAUAGAUUCAUUUAAUAGCUGAUAAAUUUAUAACCUUUUUAAUUUGAUGGCAUGUUUAAAAAAGGUUUUUUUUUCUUUAGAUAGAACUCAAAAUUCUUUUCUUUUGCAUUUUUUUUUAUUAUUAAUCACAAUGUGCUAAGUAGGCAUAAUUUUUUUUUUUUGAAGCUAAUUGACUCAGAAAAUAAAUUAGUAAAUGAAUUAAGUUGCCAGAAAAAACGAAAAACAGGACAGAUAAGCCUAGGCACUAGUAGAACUCUAAGAAUGAACUAAUCCUUCUGUACAUCAAGCUGAAUGAUAACAUAAUUAAUGACUUUACAUUUAUCAUAGGAAUACUGAGAAUACUUUUUUUCAUAUAUUGUUUUAUUUAUUCAAUAUCACUCUACUAAUAAGGGAUGCCUUUCAAAAGUUUUCACUAAUGGAACCAAUGUCUUUAUUUUUUAUAGUUAUGUUUAUACAUGGCUAUAACAUGAAGAUGAGGGCUUUUUGUUAAAUCACACCUUUAUGAUUUUAAGCUUAAUUGUUUAGAUAUUAAUCUAUAUUUAUUAGUAUCCUUUCCAGACCUUACAAUCUAUGACACAGAUGAUUUAAACUCAUCUGUUUCUAUGGCACCUUACAAUCUAUGACACAGAUGAUUUAAACUCAUCUGUUUCUAUGGCACCUUACAAUCUAUGACACAGAUGAUUUAAACUCAUCUGUUUCUAUGGCACCUUGCAAUCUAUGACACAGAUGAUUUAAACUCAUCUGUUUCUAUGGCAUCUUACAAUCUAUGACACAGAUGAUUUAAACUCAUCUGUUUCUAUGGCAGACAUUUAACCAAUUGCCUUUGCUUCCUCAAUGUAGGUACCCAUUAGAGUUGAGUGGCAUGUCCUAAAAGUCCCAAUAUUUAAAACUAAGACUAAGACUGCUUUAUUGAUCCUUACGGAAAUUUGUUGUGAUUACAAGGACUCGUUUCUCAUAUAAAGAUAACACAACAGAAAAAUACACAUAAAUACAACAGACAACAUAAAGAGUUCAUUCAGCGACUACAGCCUGAGAUGAGAUUCGAACUCAUGACCCCUCCAUUCUGAAGCAAAACACAUUACCUCUCAGCCUCCACCCCACCACUUUGUAUUAUACCUUAAAAUGUAUAUUUUUAAUAUUUAUUUUUUAAAAUUACCAACAUAUUUUAAAGGUGACUACGUAGCUUACUGUUUCAUAGCAUCUUCAAUUUAUUUUAUUUUUGAUGACAGUGGAGUGAUUAGAAUAUUUACAAUCUGUAAAGUUUUUAUUUCACCACUCUCCAUAAUUUUUUUCCUUUAAUAAAUUUUGAAAAGCCAAUAGUAACAUCAGGUAAAAUCAUACUGCAGGCUAGCAUUAACACUCUAAAUAAUGUGAUUAAUUUUUUUUUAAAUCUGAUAUGCACUAGAAGUGUUUAAAUUAUAUUUAUUUUGUCUUCUUUAACUGAAGAUCACUUUCUCAAAUGUUUUUUUGUCAACUAAAAUACUCUAAAGCAAUAUAUUAAGCUUUUCUAACAAUAAAUUGGUAAAGUUAAAAAAAACAGCUACUUUUAUUGCUAAUAAGCUAUAAUGCAACUUUUUCUCAUUUCAAAUAAAAAUAAAACUGAUUAAAGAAGAAAGAAAAAUUAAGAGAAAAACUGUGAUGUAAAUAAAGUAUUAAAAAUGUGGAUAGGACUGACUUAAAUUUUUUGUUUAGAACACAUAAUCAGAUUAGCAAGAGUAUGUAAAUACACAUUUUUAAAUAUCUUUGUGUGGAACUUAGGAGUUUUAUUGUGUUCAUCAUUAAGAAAUCUUAUAAACUGUUGCCACGUAGAAUUCAAUAUUUUAUGAUUCUGCACUUUAUGCAAACUGAUCUGCAAUUUUCCUUUGUUAUAAAGCAAAUUACCUCUGAUUCAUUUAUAUUUAUUGAUAUAUUUAAUGCAUUUGUGUACAGUGCGGAGAAUGGAAUUAUGUAAAUAAUUAUAGGUCAGGUCUCUCUCUCUCUUUUUUUAAAACAGGUAAAUGUUUUUUUUUUGUUUUUUUUUGUAUUAUUUUUAAACAUUAUUUUAUUGAUAAAUAUCAGUAACAAAUAUAAUGUAAAGAUAAACUGUUUUAGAGAACAUAAUCAACAUUGAUCAAAUAAAUCCAAUUAAUGGAGAAUUUAUAAUGUUGUAUGAAAUAUUUUUUUUCUGCCCCUUAAUAAAUUAGGGAUUAGGAUUAGAUUAAAGUUGUUUUAACAAGCAAUAUUGAAAAAAAAUUCCUACUUUAUGAUCAAAUAUAGUAAAUAAAGAUUGUGUUUGACCUUUUUUUCACAUGGGGGUGGUCAAAUGCCUAGCGCUAGGAAAAUAAGAUUUAGUUAGUGUAGGCUAAAUUAAAUGGGAGUUUUUCUGGAAAGACUUUAAGAGACUUUUAUUGAUGUUUGUAUUACUCUUGUAAUUAGCAGCUACACUGAACACAAUUAUGUGCUCAGAAUAGUUUUCUUUAGAGUGACCCUCUUUAGAAAUAUAUAUUAUAAAAUAAAAAAAUUCUGGACAAAACUUUGAGACACAAAUCCAUAACCAAGUGUUAUAUACACGGAAUGCAUGUUCUUGUCAUAAAUUAAACCAAUGUUAAUAUUUUGUCACCUUGAUUAAGACCAAUUAUGUUACCAAAAGUUUCUUGAGGAUGAUUAAUAAAGAUUAAGACUGAACUUACUGACUGAUAAGGUUUAAAUAUAUAAAUUAAUGUUACUGGACUAGAGAACUGAAUGGGCCCAAGAUUUUUGUUAACAAAUUUGUCAUUUUGAAAUUAAUAGCAUUAAUGAUAGAUAAUAUAUAAAGAAUAUUUAUAAUUAUUCUAAAGUGAAAUGGUAAGUUAAAACUGUUGUAAUUCACCUAUUCAAAGGAGGACAUAUUUGAGAAUUAAUUUCUUGGGAAAUAAAGUUAUUCUUAUACUUUCUAUGAAGUAAUUUUGUGCAUGUGUUGAGAAUUUAGAUCUGUAAUUCUUCCAAUUCAAUAUAGUAAUAAAGUUAAUUUUUAUUAGUCUCUCAGUCCUAUACCAUAGAAAGAAAUGUUCAAAGUUGUGUUUUUAUAAAAAAAAUGAUAAUGUUCAGGUCAGGUUCACAAAAUGAUGAAUAUUUUGAUUUCAAGACUAUUUAAAAACAUGCUUUAUAACUAAGACUUGACUUGUAUUUUGUCUAUCAUGAAGAUCAACCGAUAUGCUAACAAAUUUGAUAUUUAUUUGAAAGCAUAUGCAAAACAAAAUACAGACAAAACUGCAACAUUCCAAAAUGUAUUUGUCAUUGGAAGUGUUAAUAAACUAUUUCAACUAUU